AUGGCCGCCCAAGGCUACUACAACAGCGCGUACAGCAGCCCACCUGCAUAUGAACAACACGAUCAUACUCCAGAUCAAAUCAACAGUGUAUCGCCACGGCCGAGCCCGAGUCCAGUAGCAUACAACCACAAUAACGCUCCCUACUACCAACCGGACGACCCUCACGACCCUCAUAACCUCCGCUACAGUCAACAAUCCAUCGGUUCGGAUAAUGGAGCAUACGUUGCAGGAGGGAGAAUAAACGAGCACGAUCAAUACGCAGAGAAUAUUCCGCUCAAGUCGGCGAAUCCUUACGAUAACGGCAACCCCGCAUACGACAACGGGCACCCCCCUCAGCCUUGGAUGCAGCAACCAACUCACUAUGCGCCAGAUCCUGGCAUGAUGGAACCGCAGGCUCCUCGGCGGCAGAAGAAGAAGAAAGGGUUCUUUCAGAAGAAGAUCGCCUAUGUUACCUAUAUCUUAACGCUAGCUCAGGUCAUAGUCUUCAUUGUUGAGUUGGUGAAGAUGGGCCAACUUACCGGAAGCCCAAUCCAAACGAAGCCCCAGUUCAACCCGAUGGUUGGCCCCUCCGCAUACGUCCAGAUCAACAUGGGUGCGAGAUAUACCCCGUGCAUGAAGAAUGUGCCCGGAGUUCAGAACGCUACUCAACAAGUUCUCUUUCCCUGCCCGAAUGCUACGACCACAGACUCGGACUGUUCUCUGUCCGAACUGUGCGGAUUUGACGGAGUUCCAAACCCAACUCCUGGCGGGUCACUCGACGAUCAGCCUGAGCCAGAUCAGUGGUUCCGCUUUAUCAUUCCUAUGUUCCUUCACAGUGGAUUCGUUCAUAUCGGUUUCAACUUGCUAGUCCAGAUGACCAUGGGGGCAGAUAUGGAACGAAUGAUUGGUUGGUGGCGGUAUGGUUUGGUCUACCUGUCCAGCGGUAUCUGGGGCUUCGUUCUUGGAGGCAAUUACGCUGGUCAAGGUGAAGCGUCCUGUGGCUGUUCUGGUGCGCUUUUUGGCAUUCUCGCGCUUUUCGUCUUGGACCUUCUUUACGGUUGGAAAGAUCGCCAGAACCCUUGGGUGGAGUUUAUUAUCAUGAUUCUGGGUAUCGCGGUCUCGUUCGUGCUUGGCCUACUUCCGGGGUUGGACAACUUUUCUCAUCUUGGCGGAUUUACCAUGGGCCUUGCGCUUGGUCUCUGCGUCAUGAGGUCUCCUAAUGCUCUCCGUGAGCGUAUCGGGCUCGCUCGCAGUCCGUACGUCGCCAUGAGCGGCGGUGUUGCCGCGGAAAAUGCCGACUCCGACGCAAACCGCAAGACGUCAAGCGGUUCCAAAUUUGACAAGCUUGGAAAGUUCAGCCCCAAGGGAUUCUUCGCCGGCCGGAAACCUCUAUGGUGGGCUUGGUGGCUGGUCCGUUUAGGGGCAUUGGUCGCUGUUCUCGUUGGCUUCAUCCUUCUUAUUGUGAACUUCUACAAGUACCCGAGCUCCAACUGUUCUUGGUGCUACAGGUUCAGUUGUCUGCCUGUCAAUGGCUGGUGCGACCAAGGAAACCUGUUCUCAAGCUAA
Aspergillus mulundensis is the source of this 1545-nucleotide messenger RNA. RefSeq names its product rhomboid family membrane protein. The record is from RefSeq and is a predicted model, not a curated record. Gene Ontology annotation, cellular component: membrane. Gene Ontology annotation, molecular function: serine-type endopeptidase activity. The transcript is spliced from 3 exons. Lineage: Eukaryota; Fungi; Ascomycota; Eurotiomycetes; Eurotiales; Aspergillaceae. Gene Ontology annotation, biological process: proteolysis. Bases 1 to 1545 code for a protein of 514 amino acids.